Molecule: messenger RNA, 1425 nt
Organism: Acanthochromis polyacanthus (spiny chromis)
Lineage: Eukaryota; Metazoa; Chordata; Actinopteri; Pomacentridae
Exons: 8
Coding region: 796-1425 (209 amino acids)
Source: RefSeq, a predicted model, not a curated record
UCUCAGCUGACUCGAGCGAAGGCAGGGGACACCCUGGACAGGUCGCCUGUCUGUCACAGGGCUACAUAUACAGACAAACAGUCACACUUGCAUUCACACCUACGGACAAUUUAGAGUAAACAAUUAACCUCAGCAUAUUUUUGGACUGUGGGAGGAAGCCAGAGUGCCCGGAGAAAACCCACGCAUGCACAGGGAGAACAUGCAAGCUCCAUGCAGAAAGAUCCCAGGCCCAGGCUGGGAUUUGAACCGGGGAUCUUCUUGCUGCAAGGCGACAGUGCUAACCACUACCCCGCUGUCUACCACUCAUUCAAAUUGUUCAUAUGAAUUUUUUAUCACAUGUCUGUGUUAUGUUACAAUAUUAAAUCUGUGGUCACCUCAGACACCAGCCACCAUUAAAUGGUUUUAUUUUACAUAUUUAUUUUAAAGACUCAAUAAGGAAUUGACAAACUUGAGCCUUCUGGAGCUUUAAACUCCUACCAUUAGUUUUAAAUUCCUUUAAAAACACAAAAUAAAAUAAAUGUAUGUCUUAAUUCUUCACACAUUUUAUGUAUUUAUUCUGAUGAUGUCAAAGAACUGCUUGUAUAACCUAAACCAAAAAAAAACAAUUGGUUGCAAGGACAUUUUAAAAGCAGCAAUAAAAUGAACCAAGUUUGUUGUGUUUUAAAAUCUUUGUUGUCAUAAGAGAACAUUCUAGAAUCUUUAAAGAGGUGAAGGAGGUGAAAACUCUUCAGUUUGCUGAGGAGUUCUUGAGAGAAAGGUCACAGCAUUUUGUGAAGAGAUCAAACUACGACCACAAUGUUCUCCUGUAUAGGAAAACGCAGAAAGGAAAAAGUUAGUAAUCAGGAUUCCCCUGAUGGUCCAACCACCACAGUCUCAAGUCCAGCUGAAAAAAACCCCAAAAAGACUUGGUGGUUUGGCAGAUGGCUCUGUCAUGUCAAGACAACCAGGAAUCAAGUGAUUCAACUGAUUCCAAUAGAAGACACGGACGAGAUUGUUGACACCGGCUGUAAGGACUUGUCUCCUAAAAUCCCGGUCUUUGAGAUGGCCAUAGCAGAAAGUAUCAACGAAAUGGACCAGGAGGUUUCACCCGCCACCACCACUGCAGGGACGGCAGCAAGAAAGAUUGCAUGGGACACGACGGAGACGACGGAGGAGAAGAAGACACCGUGGUGGCGCCGGUUUUGUCAUGUUUCCUUAAGUGUCAACGAAAAGUACCAGGUUUCACCCGCCACCACCACGCCUGAAAUCCCUGUUUUUGAGACGGCCAUAGCAGAAAGUAUCAACGAAAUGGACCAGGAGGUUUCACCCGCCACCACCACUGCAGGGACGGCAGCAGUUAAGAUUGCAUGGGACACGACGGAGACGACAGAGGAGAAGAAGACACCGUGGUGGCGCCGGUUUUGUGAUGUUUCCUUAAGGCUGUGA